AUGAAAACAGUUUCGAUAAAGCAACUAGACGCAAUAAUAAUCCUAGAUAGUGAUGGAAAGAGAAUAGCAGUGAAAUAUUACAAUGACAAGUUUCCAUUUAAGGGAGAAAAUAAAAUGAUCCAUAAAAGUUCAAGUAAAGAAUCCAUGAAUUAUCACCUUGAAGAUACAUACAACAAUUUACGAACGGUAACAGAUCAAAAAUUAUUUGAAAAUGACAUAACAGAUAAAGCAAAAAAACUUGGUGGAAAUUCAAGCGAAACAGAAAUAUUAGUCUUAAAUAAAUAUAUCAUUCUCUACUUAUUAAUAAAUGAUGUUAAUAUAUAUAUAGUGGGUGACGAAACUGACAACGAAAUUAUUUUACACGAAAUAAUGCAAACGGUUCAACAAUGUCUCAAUAGCGUAACCAAUAACCAAAUUGGAAAAAAACAACUACUCGAGAAACUAGAUUCUGUUUAUUUAAUUUUAGACGAAAUAGCUGACAGUGGAAUUAUAAUGGAGACAAAUCCAAAUGUAAUUAUCAACAGACUUUACAUGAAUGAGGGAGAAUUGCAGGACCACACUCCUCUUAAUCAGGCCAUAUCUUCGGCCAAAGAAAACAUAAUUCGCAGUUUGCUUAGUGGGACCUAG
Molecule: messenger RNA, 627 nt
Organism: Plasmodium gonderi
Lineage: Eukaryota; Apicomplexa; Aconoidasida; Haemosporida; Plasmodiidae
Product: coatomer subunit zeta
Exons: 1
Coding region: 1-627 (208 amino acids)
Biological process (GO): intracellular protein transport; intra-Golgi vesicle-mediated transport; retrograde vesicle-mediated transport, Golgi to endoplasmic reticulum
Cellular component (GO): COPI vesicle coat
Source: RefSeq, a predicted model, not a curated record